Messenger RNA from Chlamydomonas reinhardtii, 1752 nucleotides. RefSeq lists its product as uncharacterized. Bases 468 to 857 code for a protein of 129 amino acids. Lineage: Eukaryota; Viridiplantae; Chlorophyta; Chlorophyceae; Chlamydomonadales; Chlamydomonadaceae. The transcript has a single exon. The record is from RefSeq and is a predicted model, not a curated record.
GUUGUUUGAUUGCAAACAGACCCCUGACCUGAAGCAAUGUUCCUGAAGCGCGGCAUCUUGUGCGAGGCUGGGCCCGACAGCAAGAAACGUGCCCGAGAGCAGCAUUCAUGUACUAAAUUGUUACAAAGCUUCAUCACAAAGAACAUAGUGGGACUAGCGGUGGAUGUACGGUGAAUGUCGCGCACAUUCUCUUGUUUCUUGACAACACCUGUGACAGCACAAAAUGGAAAGACACAAUGCAACAGGCAGCUGCAGUAGGCUGUGCAAAUGUCAUGCUUCCGGCCUGUUGCCAGUGCCAAACCUGAAGCCUGAAGGUGACGGUUCACUACACCUGAAGCAGCCCUGAAGCAGCCCUGAAGCGAAAGUCGGGUUCCUGAAGCCCCGGCCAUUCCCCGAGUGGUGGUGCAGCAGCAGCAGAAGGGCAAGUGAAGCUGCCGCGGGAAGCUGCCGCGGGAAGACUUGGGCGGAUGACACGCAGCUGCAGCAGACAGACCCCGCCGGCCCCAGGCCCAGCAGCUGCGGGGCCAGCCCUUCAUCAGCGGCGCGGCGUACGCGCCACCUCCACACCAGCAGUACCAGCCUGCGCAGCAGCUCAUGCCAGCGCAGCACAUGCCGUACGGCUACCCGGCCGCCGGCUACUGCCAUGGCUACGGCAUGGUGGCUACGGCACGCAUCAGCACGGCGCCUACCCCGGCGGCAGCUUCCUCGCGCCGCCGCAGCGGCCAGCCCAGCACCCGGUGUCGCAGUGUGCAUGGCAGGCCGCACCGCAGCACGCACGCACCCGGCGGCCGCACCGCAGUGGACACGCAGAGCCAUCAGGGCCAGCAAGCAAGAAAAUUGCACCGCUCAGACGCUGAUUCCACAGCAGGGAGCAAAUACAUGGUGAAUCCGAAUGUUUAAGGACGCAUGCGUCCAUCUUGGUAAUGGGUACAUGCAGCGCCGCAACCCUGAUGGAGUCUGAUAGUUUCGUAGUUUGGGCGUACGAGUAGUGCCCGCCCUCCAACGCACGAGUACGUGUAUUGGGUAGGGGAACGGCUUUGAUUCUGCCGGACCCAAAUUGUGGAACUGCACCAUUGAUUAUAUGUGCAUUCUCCUAGAGUCAUUAGUCUGUUCAUUUUGCGCUGCGCAUUGAUUCUGAUUCGCCGGAGUGCGCAUUAGCAGGUUAUCACCUGAACCCUGAAGUAGCUAAGCGAGGCCCCGACUCCAGAAUGUCCGUACAGAGGUUCGUUCUCAGAUUGGGUUGUCUGAUCCUGUACAGUUUGUUUUCCUUUUUCUUUGGCGUGGAGGAGAUGCAGACUGCGCAGACACGGAGGUGUUGCGCCGGUCCUGGAGCAUUGUUGACUGACACGGUUGGCGGCAUACAUACCGUCUGCUGGCGGUGAUUAAUCAACAGUCGUGAACGCCACUGUAUUCAUUGGGAUGAGCUUAUUCGUAGCAGAUUGUUUCUCAAGUUACAUCGUUUUGGGUCUGAGCCCCGUGAUGAUGAGCGAAGCGAUCCAGGGGGACGAAGCCCCACAGUGUCCGUGUCGUGUCCUGAUACGGUAGCUGGGGGACUCUGUGUGGAGCCAUCGCGUCGAUGUGACUUUUGGGAUGCAUGUUGGGUCCCUGGCUGCACGUGCUGGCACCGCAAGCUAGCUGCCACGGCAUACAUCGUGUAUGGGCGGUUGGCUCAAGCUCGGGUUGGGGAUUGGGUGGGCAGCCGGGUACGAUGGCUCACGUGGCUGUGGGCUGAGAGCCGUCGUAGAUGCGGGC